Molecule: messenger RNA, 453 nt
Organism: Knipowitschia caucasica
Lineage: Eukaryota; Metazoa; Chordata; Actinopteri; Gobiiformes; Gobiidae
Source: the annotation of a GenBank genome assembly
AUGUUGUUUGUGGUGGUAGUAUAUGUGGUGGGUGGGAGUUUGUUUUGGGGUGGUUUGGGGGGGGUAUUGUGUGGUGGGUUGGUGAGGGGGGGUUGUUGUUUUUGUAUUGGUGGGGUUUGUUUGUGGGGGUUGGUGUUUUGUUUGGGUGGGGUGUGGGUGUGGUGGGGGGUGGGGAGUGUUUGGUGUAUGGUUGGUUUGUUGUUGGUGGGGUGUUGUGUUGGGGUUGGGGGUGGGGUGGGUGGGGUGGGUGGUGGGGUGGGGUGUUUUUUUGUGGGGGGGGUGGGGGUGGGUGGUGGUUGGUUUUGGUGUGAGUUGUGGAAGUUUGGGGGAUUGGUUUGUUUUGAUUUGGUUGGUGAUGGGGGUGGUUGUUUUGUUUGGUUGGGUUUGUUUGGGGGGGUGUGUGUGGUUUUGGUGGGUUUGUGGGUGGGGGGGUGUGGGGGGGUGUGUGUUUGA